Molecule: messenger RNA, 2021 nt
Organism: Polypterus senegalus (gray bichir)
Lineage: Eukaryota; Metazoa; Chordata; Cladistia; Polypteriformes; Polypteridae
Gene: cdk5rap1
Product: CDK5 regulatory subunit associated protein 1
Exons: 14
Coding region: 200-1921 (573 amino acids)
Biological process (GO): tRNA modification; negative regulation of cyclin-dependent protein serine/threonine kinase activity
Cellular component (GO): mitochondrion; cytosol
Molecular function (GO): tRNA-2-methylthio-N(6)-dimethylallyladenosine(37) synthase activity; 4 iron, 4 sulfur cluster binding
Source: RefSeq, a predicted model, not a curated record
UGUAGGGGAACAUUUUGCGGCGGGACAACAAACGCAUGUUAUGAGAAGGGCGAGUGUUAGAAAACUGAGCGCCGUCUGCGGAGCAGGUGACUUGCUGGAGAGGUUUUGAGACGUUGGAGCAUUCAGAAGAGACCCGAGUCAUUUGACCAGCAAAGUUCUAUUCGAUACACACGUGAAUGUUGCUGUCUCCAUCACAAAUAUGACAUCUCUGCCAUGCCUUUCCUUAUCAAGAGGCAGAUGCCUGUUACGGCCGGUGUGGAAGCGGAGAUUUUGCACAGCGUAUAAAACUCGAGCUUCCAAUGUGACUGUAGAAACUGACAACUUCAAACACCAACAAGCGGAUCGGCCUACUUUUAAAGAUUUUUUAAAAAAGCUUCAUUCAGGGAAGAACGCAACCUCAGUUAGGCAUGAUGACAUUGAAGAAGCUCAUCCAUAUAUCAAUGAAGACUCAGAAAUGGGAUCUAAGAGGAAAGUAUAUUUUGAAACGUAUGGCUGUCAGAUGAAUGUCAGUGACACAGAAGUAGCCUGGUCUUUUCUGCAGAAGAAAGGAUAUCAGCGGACAACAGAUCUUGGUCAGGCCGAUGUGAUUCUGCUUGUUACAUGUUCAGUCAGGGAAAAAGCAGAAAAAACAAUUUGGAACCGUCUACAGCAGCUUGUAACACUUAAGAAGAAGCGUCCUGCAUCCCUACCACCGCUCAAAAUUGGAAUUUUGGGAUGCAUGGCUGAAAGACUCAAGACUGAUUUACUUGAACGUGAGAAGCUGCUAGAUGUGCUAGCAGGCCCAGAUGCGUACCGUGACCUUCCACGGCUGUUGUCUCUAGCUGAGAGUGGUCAACAGGCAGUCAAUGUACUCUUGUCUUUGGAGGAGACGUAUGCUGAUGUCCUACCUGUCCAUGUACAUUCACAGGCAAAAACAGCCUUUGUCUCCAUCAUGAGAGGCUGUGACAAUAUGUGCAGCUACUGCAUUGUUCCUUUCACUAGAGGCAGAGAGAGAAGCCGUCCAGCUGCCUCCAUUCUUCAGGAAGUAAGGAUGUUAUCCGAUCAGGGAGUUAAAGAAGUCACUUUACUGGGUCAAAAUGUUAACAGCUAUAGAGACACUUCUGAAGUCCAGUUCUGCACAGCUGAGCCUACACAUCUAAGUAAAGGCUUUCACACUCUGUACCGAAACAAACAAGGAGGUCUACGCUUUGCCGCGCUUCUUGAAGCAGUAUCGAAUGUAAAUCCAGAAAUGAGGAUCCGUUUUACUUCUCCCCAUCCUAAGGACUUUCCAGAUGAGGUUUUGCAGCUGAUACACGAAAAACACAACAUUUGCAAGCAAAUUCACCUCCCUGCACAGAGUGGUAGCAACCGAGUCCUUCAAGCUAUGCGUAGGGGUUACACCCGAGAGGCAUAUUUGGAGCUUGUAGAUCAUGUAAGGACUAUCAUACCAGGAGUGAGCCUUAGCAGUGAUUUUAUUGCUGGCUUUUGUGGUGAAACAGAGGAAGACCACUUGGAGACCAUCUCCUUGAUGAGGGCAGUGAAAUAUAAUGUAGGAUACCUCUUUGCAUACAGCAUGAGAAAUAAAACGCAUGCUUUCCAUCGACUAGAAGACAAUGUUCCAGGGGAAGUAAAGCAACGACGGCUUGAGGAACUGAUUGGAGUUUUCAGAGAAGAGGCUUUGAAGCUGAACUGCAGUGUUGUGGGCAGCACACAGCUCAUUUUAGUGGAGGGUGUGAGCAAGAGAUCCAGAGAUGAGCUCACGGGUAGAACUGAUGGCAACAUUAAAGUAAUAUUUCCUGAUGUGAAAAUUCCUAUAAAUGACUCUUCGCAAGACACUGCUGCAGUAAAACCAGGGGAUUAUGUUCAAGUCAAGAUUACAUCUGCCGGUUCUCAGAGUUUGAAAGGCGUUCCACUCAGGCAUGCAACACUAAGGACUUCUUAGAACUGUUCUAGGAAGAACUGAAGAGGUGGCAGCAGAAGGCUCAGCGUCAUUUGAUUUUCUAUCCAGUCUGGUUUAACUAAUUAAAAGAAAUGGACUCAUA